GAGGUGCAGCGGACUGUAGCGCGGGAGGCGGGAAGAGGUGGGGCUGGCUCUGAAGCCGGAUCCGGAUCCAGUGCAGUGUACCCGGGUGGGUGAGAAUCCGUCGAGCCUGGAGAGGAGCGCAGACUGCUGACCUCUGCGGAUCUUACUGCAAAGAUGAAACCUGAUGAAACUCCUAUGUUUGACCCAAGUCUACUCAAAGAAGUGGACUGGAGUCAGAAUACAGCUACAUUUUCUCCAGCCAUUUCCCCAACACAUCCUGGAGAAGGUUUGGUUUUGAGGCCUCUUUGUACUGCUGAUUUAAAUAGAGGUUUUUUUAAGGUACUAGGUCAGCUGACAGAGACUGGAGUUGUCAACCCAGAACAAUUUAUGAAAUCUUUUGAGCACAUGAAGAAAUCUGGGGAUUACUAUGUUACAGUUGUGGAAGAUGUAACUUUAGGCCAGAUAGUUGCUACAGCAACUCUGAUAAUAGAACAUAAAUUCAUCCAUUCCUGUGCUAAGAGAGGACGAGUAGAAGAUGUUGUUGUUAGUGAUGAAUGCAGAGGAAAGCAGCUUGGCAAAUUGUUAUUAUCAACCCUAACUUUGCUAAGCAAGAAACUGAACUGUUAUAAGAUUACCCUGGAAUGUCUACCACAAAAUGUCGGUUUCUAUAAAAAGUUUGGAUAUACAGUAUCUGAAGAAAACUACAUGUGUCGGAGGUUUCUAAAGUAAAAUCUUUUAAGAAAGACAUCUAUCAAAGGAGCUGAUGCAGCAAGGCUAUACUCUGUUCCUUGAGUUAAAAUAUUUUGUUGCUGCGACCAGGUGACCUCCAUAAAUACUGGAUUGUGAUACAAGUAUAAUGACACUUAGAAGAUUACUUUGGGCUGGUGGGACAUGCUGAAUUUAGAUUACAAAUAAAUUAUUAAGGGGAUGAUUUUUAACCAAAGGAGUAUAUUUUUAACUUGAAUCUUUUCUUGCAUUGUAUUUUUCUAAAGUUUGGCUUCAUUUCCUAGUGGUCAGAGUAUAGGUAGUAAGGAGUUAUGUCUGCUAUCUGUACUGCUCAUUAAAGGAAAAAAAGCAUACAGUGAAUAAGAUUGUUUCUUAUCACAUUCAUAAAAUUAAUAUUUUUGUUUCAAAGAAAUAUAUCUAAAUACCACUUAAGGGUGUGUCAUUUCACAUGUUACAUGAAAUUGGAUGUUAGAUAUAACUAAAUGUAGUACAGUCCAACAUUUGCCUAUCCUAAUACUGUACUGGCAGACAACCUGGUGAGCCUUUAAAAGAAGUAGAAAUGAAGAUUAACUUAUAAAAUGUGACAAUUAAAUAUACAUCUAAAAGUUGUUAUAAUUCUAAUGUAGCUGAAGUACUACCCGUCUUAUAUGUGAAAUAUAAUAAUUAUUCAUUUGUUUAAAUAUCUAAGAGAAAUAUAAGGUACUUUUUAACAGUGAGUUAGUAAAUAAAUCCUGGUAUAUUAUAUAUUUCUAACCUUAUUUCUCAUUUUUCCAUGGGGUGUCCAAAGCCUGUCUUCUAACAUUUUUAUGAAAAAUGGAUUACAAAGUUGUGGAACAUUUUAAAAUGUAUCAUACUACAUUUAUUACAUCCUUAAAAUGUUGAUGGAAGCUUUUCUAUUUAAUGUGACUAUAAUGGUACUAUUAUUCUGGUCACUAUCCUAUUUUGAUUUUAAUUUUUUUUUUUAAGUAAAUAAGAAUUAGAUACUUCACAACUGGUUCUUAUCUUCUGCAUUCCAUGUUACAUUAAACCUGUUCAUAUGAAUAAUUUUGUUAGAAUCCUAAUGUUUUCUGUGCUUAAGUUCUUGAGUUGUCUAUUGAAAUUAUUAGGUCGAGUCAGGGUUAGUAAAAUUUUAAUUUUGUGUACUCUUUGUAAAAGGAACAUAGAACGUAAAAACCACCUGUUUCUCAUCCUGUUGACCCACACCUGGUUCAACUAGAUUUCCUAUUUCCCUCCAUGCAGUAAAGCUAGUUAACUUUCUAAAUAAUAGAAAUUCUUUACCAAUAGAGGGUGUGCUACUUACCUGCUGAUGACCUAGGCAGAUGAAUUGGUGUGUCCCUAGUGAAAGCAACAAAACUAAUUUUGCUUUUUAAGAAAAAGGAGUCCUAUAACCUUGGUAACAGUAGGUUUAUUAGGUAUAUCCUGGUAAUUAAAAACCCAUGUUAAAAAAUAAACCUAAUAGAAACUUCUCUGGUGGUCCAGUGGUUGAGACUCCUUGCUUCCUGUACAAGGGGCAUGGGUUUGAUCCCUGGUUGGGGAACUAAGAUCCCUGCAUGGCUGGGACCCUAAUAAAAGGCAAAUGUUUUAUUAUAAUUCUUACCACUAAACAAUGUGAAUAUAAGCUGGCUAUUUCAAUAAAUCCCUUUAAAUAAUGUUCUUACAGUCUUAUCUUAAAUUCCCCCCAUAGGAAACAAAAGUUGUAGGUAAGGUAUAACACAUAAAAAUUGUGUCACUGAGGAAUUGAUGAUCUGCAUGUAGCUGUACUUCACCAGAAAAGCUUGAUUUUACUAAGGCAUCCUGUGGGUAAACUUGAGUAUGAAAAAAACUGCACAGAUACAUUUCAGUAAUACAUUUUUGAGUACUCUUCACUUUUGAAAAGGUAUAAUGAAGUGGCAGUUGUGAUUUUUAUUUUGUUCCAUGUGUUUUAUAUAUUUGUAUUUUACUGACUAAAAUGCACAUCUUUUUUUACAUGUAACAUUUGGAAAUCUGGAUGCAUUUUAUGAUCAAUUGUUUGUCAUGAUUUAUUCAGCAAUAUUUUUGCCUUUUAGUGGGAUCAAAAAGAUGGUGUAGUGAUGCUGAUGAUGACAUCUCAGAUUUGAUGAAGGGUAUUAUGUAGGUAGGCUAACAAGGGGAAAACUAAAAGCAAGAAUUAUUUUUUAAAAUGAGCUGGAAGCUGUUCUAUGAAUGGCCUUACCUCUGCCUUCAGACACAAAUUCCCUCACUUUCAACUCCCAACUUGUUCAAAUAAUCAUUAAAAAAUAUCUUGAGCCUAAA
This is a messenger RNA of Bubalus bubalis (water buffalo), 2976 nucleotides long. RefSeq names its product glucosamine-phosphate N-acetyltransferase 1 (gene GNPNAT1). The transcript has 6 exons. Gene Ontology annotation, cellular component: endoplasmic reticulum-Golgi intermediate compartment; endoplasmic reticulum; Golgi apparatus. Gene Ontology annotation, molecular function: monosaccharide binding; glucosamine 6-phosphate N-acetyltransferase activity. Bases 154 to 708 code for a protein of 184 amino acids. Gene Ontology annotation, biological process: UDP-N-acetylglucosamine biosynthetic process. NCBI's taxonomy places the organism in Eukaryota, Metazoa, Chordata, Mammalia, Artiodactyla, Bovidae. The record is from RefSeq and is a predicted model, not a curated record.